Molecule: messenger RNA, 1722 nt
Organism: Closterium sp. NIES-67
Lineage: Eukaryota; Viridiplantae; Streptophyta; Zygnematophyceae; Desmidiales; Closteriaceae
Source: the annotation of a GenBank genome assembly
AUUUCCGAGGGUACAGCGGCAGUGGUAGAGCAACGAGGUAUCAUGGACGCCAUAGUGGGAGUCGAACUUACUACCGUACAGUGGAUCGAUGAGGAGCGAGAAAUCGUUCGUACUGUCGCCUUGCGCGGGGUAGCGUCGAGAGACUGCCGAAGCUUCGCCACGGGUGCUCUCCGCAGCGCUGAACGUGCUCUCUUCCCCAGCAGCGGCCACGCUACAAAGCUCGUGCGCAGCUGGUUAGCAGUGCGAGUAGUACUAGUCGCAGCCGGUACCACGGCUGUUCGCAGGUCCUAGAAGAGUUUGUGCCACGGGUUCGCCAUCGGACGAUAUUUUAAUCGCCUGAUCGGAGAGAACCUCUUGUGGAGUAGUCGUUCUAAGGCUACUACUACUAUCGUCAGUUGUGAGCCCCCUGGGCAGCAUCACCGAUACUAGCAGUGGCAGCAGCGCCGCACAUCAUCGCGCUAGAUGGUGAUUUUUUCGAAUUCUCAAAAAGCACAUCGUCGCUAAACGCGUAUCAUCCCCGUAACCGCUGCUUCUACGAUCAUUACUAGUAACACUCCGGUAGUGCCGUAUUAGUACCGCACGCCCUCUCUCUGCCACGUCAUCAUGGCCACGCUCCUCUCCGUGCCCACGCUCGUCAACGUGGGUCUCUCGUUCCUCAUCCCGCCGCUCGGGCUGCUGCUGCUCAUCCCGCUCGCCAUCGUGCUCAACGUGUACCACUGGGCCGCGCUCUCCGCGCGCUGGCUGCUGCUGCGCGCGCCCACGCCGCUCUCGUGGCGCUACUCGUCGCGCGACAAGGUGGUCGUCAUCACAGGCGCGUCGUCGGGCAUCGGCGAGUACAUGGCGCUUGAGUAUGCGCGCAAGGGCGCGGCGCUGGUGCUGGCGGCGCGCAGGGAGCAGCGCCUGCGCGCCGUUGCUGACGAGUGCCUGCGGCUGGGCGCGCCUGACGUGGCGGUGCAGCGCGCUGACGUGUCCACGGAGGAAGGGUGCCACGCGGUGAUCAAUGCCGCUGUGGAGCACUACGGGCGGAUCAACGUGCUGGUGUGCAAUGCGGGCACGGCGCACCCGGGGCUCUUUGAGGACGCAGACGACCACAGCAGCCUCAGAAGCAGCAUGGACAUUGACUUCUGGGGCAACGUGUGGCCCACGGUGUUCGCCAUGCCGUACCUGCGCAGGAGCCACGGCCAGGUGGUCGUCACUGCGUCCGUGGCUGCCUACCUCACAUACCCGCGCCAGGCCAUGUACAAUGCGGCCAAGGCAGCGAUAGUGCAGUUCUACGACACAUUGCGGGCGGAGGUGCACCCUGAGGAGGUGGCAAUCACUGUGGCCAUGCCGGGCUUCGUCAAGUCCGAGCUCACCACACGCGCCGACGCCUCUGCUCACAUCCCCUGGUGGUGGCCCAUGCUCUCCACCCCCGAGGCCGCGCGCAUCAUCGUGCGCGCCGCGGAGCUGCGUCAGCGCCACGUCAUCGUGCCCUUCUGGUACAGCGCGUGGCUGCUGUACCGCCUGUUUGCCACCCAGGUUAUGGACUGGGCGCAACGCGUCAUGCUGCUGGGCCGCGCGCCCUCGCGGUUUGUCAAGGGAGCGCUGGCAGCAGCGGUUGGGGAGGAGGUGGCGGUUUGGCUGUUCCAGAGUGUUGGUGGUAUGCCGGUGAAGGGGAAGGGGAAGGUGGGGUGAGGAGGGGGGGUGCUGCUUCAGGGGGGAAAAUAUACAUAACCCAGUGAA